Aspergillus nidulans FGSC A4 is the source of this 1170-nucleotide messenger RNA. RefSeq lists its product as uncharacterized. The transcript is spliced from 3 exons. Lineage: Eukaryota; Fungi; Ascomycota; Eurotiomycetes; Eurotiales; Aspergillaceae. The record is from RefSeq and is a predicted model, not a curated record. Bases 1 to 1170 code for a protein of 389 amino acids.
AUGGCGACUCAGCCAGCUGGCUUUUUGCAACAGUUCGCGCUUCAGGCAAGUCUUUGUACGCAACUCCUGGCCAAUCUACAAUGGCUAUGCGAGUUUCAAGUGUUGGCCUGCAUUCCCCUGGACGGAGAGGUGGCUUUCGAGGAGGUCGCGGAUAUCAGCAAUGUCCCUGUGGACCAGCUGCAGCGAGUCGUACGCCUGAUGGUGACUGCAGGAUUCCUCAGCGAGAGACCUAGCGGGCACGUUGCGCAUACCCCACUAUCAGCCUCCUUUGUCACGGAGCCAGAGCUGCUAGACGCAGCGCUUUUCCUGGCCCAGGUUGCGGUUCCGGCGGCACUGAAGAUGCCACGCUCAACGUGCCAGCCGGACCCUUAUGAUCGUGGCCUCUCUCCGUCGCUGAUUGCUCGAUCAGAGAGUAGGGCAACGGGAUUGGAAGAUAGACCUGAUCCUGCACAACCCAAGGUGCAACGCCAGUUUGCAGCCUAUCUUGCUCGAGGGAUUCUUGAUGAGCCUUUGGCCGUUGAUGAGGUGCUUCGCUUGGUAGACUGGGGUGCCAUUGGGCCGGCCACCAUCGUGGAUAUCCAUCCCCCGUCCACCAGCACCAUCGGCAUGAUUGCUGCCCUGGGUCCUGCCGCCCAGUUAGUUAUCCAGACAAGCUCGCCUGGUAACGGCCAGUCGGGCCCGAUAACGGGCUCUGAGCCAUCCUGGGUGACAUACCAGCUGCCACCGUCCAUCAGUAAUCGUGUCUCGGUGCAUUCGCGGGGGGCCGGCGCCCCCCAGACGGUCUUAGGUCCAGCGGUCUACAUCGUCCGCAUCCCGUCCCCCUCACCCAUGCUACCUUGGACGAAAUUGCGGAGCCAAACUGUGAUGGAGCUGCAGGCCCAUCUCCAGGUUCUCCGCACUCAGCCCACUUCCCGCCUGAUGAUAGCGGCCUUAGUCCUGCCGUCGCCUGGAACAGUCAAUCAGGAGACGGAAUCCAUGGUGCGACUGCGCGACAUGUCGCUCCUGCAGUUGUCUAAUGAGCGGCAGCCUACCAAGACAGAGAUCGUCGAGAUUGUUACCGGCAUCAGGGACUCAGGGGGCUGUUUAGUGGUGACACGCGAGAUACACACAACAGCCAGUGCUGCAAUUGGGCUAGAGGUGCGAUACGAACCGUCUGCUAGAAAGCACUAA